AAUAAAAACAAAGAAUGAUAUCCCAAACAUGACGACCUUUCAAGGUACAGACAAAACACAUUACCCAAGAAAGCUUCCAUAAAGGCUAAGCGGAAAGUGAACUCAAAACCGGAUUGAUUUCGAGCAAUCAAAUCCGAACCCAAAUAAGACGUGUCAAAUCUACCAUAUUUCGUUUUAGAUCUUCUCUACCGUUUCAUUUGACUUCGAUUACCACUUUCCCACUACUUCAAAAACAACAACAAACUACAACCUCUUUUGGUUCCUUUUUUUCCUGUCACUUCCCAUUCUAGUUUUGCUUCGCCGUCAUGUUUCUUAUAUUUUCAUGUCCAAUUUAAGAUUCCUCAUUCCACUCCAAAGGGCGUACGCUCUAAAGUGCUCCUUGAACUGAAUUGGCUGGUGUUAAACUUAUCUAGUUGAGUAAUCAUCAAUAAUUCCAUUUAAUGUGGUUCUCUGUAUGUUAGAGGUCUGGAAUAUGUUGAUAGCAGCCUUUGAGAGCAUGGAAUCGUUGAGUACCGAUAUUUUCUAUGACAUAUUGAGGCGUCUUGAUGGCCCAACUUUGGCCACUGCAGCAUGUGCAUGUGCGACAUUUUGUUCAAUCUCUAGAGAGGAGAGACUAUGGGAAACUGUUUGUUCUUCUAUGUGGCCUUCAACCAACAGAGAAGAUGUCAAAAGUUUGAUUUCAUCAAUUGGUGGAUUCAGAAAAUUCUAUGCAGAUUGUUUCCCGCUUAUUGUUAAUAAGGAAGUAAGAGAGUGUAAGUGGAAUCACUAUCUUGAGUACCCUGAAGAAUGGACUGAAGCUGAAUAUUAUGGUGACACAGAUGGACUUGAAAGUAUUUCACCAUUGGAUUUUGUUUCUAUUGUGGAUGUCAGGUAUAAAGAUAAAACAAUCUGCUCAAAAGUCUUGUGGGGUAUUCCUAAUGCAAAUGGAUCCAAUAGUUGGUUUCACAACUGCCCAUUUCGGAUUGAUCUUCUUACUUAUGCGGCUAGAGAUGAUGAUAAUGAAGGUGAGGUUACCCUUUCAGUUUCUGAUGGUCUUUCACCAAUUAUCUCUAUGGAAAAGGAAAGGAAAGAUGGAAAGCUGUGGAAGGAGCUCCGAGAUGGCCUCCGCCUUAGUUGGAUUGUCGUAAACAAGAAAGCUAAGCUGGCUGCUAAUCUUGCCAGCUGGAGUCCUCUUGGUGGUCAGAGGCAUUGGCCCACAGACAAGGAUUUUGUGAUAAGGUUUGGGUCUAUUCUUCCUGCCAAAGACAUCCUUCCAUGUCAAGUAGUAGAGUGCAUUCUUAGCAUGAAGUUCAGAGUCAUACACACUGAAGGCGAGGGUGUAGAGACAACUCUCAAAUUGACAGAGCUAAGCAUGCAGUUGGAAGAUAUGGAAGGUGCACAUGUUAAUGGAAGAAACAGUUUGCUUAUUCUUAAGGAAGCUCUAAGCUGCCGUCGAAGCAAAAACUACAGUGAAGUUCUUGAGUCCUGUCAUUUGUACUCGAAAGUGCAGAGUGAGUUAAAAAAGGAGAAGAUGAGAAAUGAAAGCAGGUUAGACAGACUUUGUAUCUUAAGCGGCAUUGCUGCUUUUGUUACUUUCUGGUAUUGCAUCUUGUAAAUGUAGGUACUGCUUUAAUUUAACACCUUACCAUAGAUGUUCUAACAAACUCUAAACCUUUUUUUUUUUUUUAAUAAUGUAAAGAUUCAAUUUGCUUCAAGUAAUGAAGAUGUUACCAUGUUUCUGAUCUAAUUCUCUUGCUGGUGUUAAAGAAAAUCUGUUUUACUAGCAGCCAACUUGUAUUGUCCUUGCUUAGUGGUUG
Molecule: messenger RNA, 1796 nt
Organism: Durio zibethinus
Lineage: Eukaryota; Viridiplantae; Streptophyta; Magnoliopsida; Malvales; Malvaceae
Product: F-box protein At2g27310-like
Molecular function (GO): protein binding
Source: RefSeq, a predicted model, not a curated record